AUGGUCAAUAUGGGUAUCAGAGAGUUGUUGGCGGCAUGCCUGGUGAUGACAGUUGACUCUGUGGUAAGUUAGGAGUAUAAAAAUACGUUCAAUUGAGGCAAAUUUUUUACGGCCAAGUUCCUGUAGUGAUUUAUUUUUAUUUUGAGAUUUUUUGAAGGUAAAACUUCCAAAAAUUUUUUUAAAAUCGUAAUUUUUUAUACGGCCUUAUAUAUGGCCAUACCCAAAUUUUGCCCUUUGAAAAACUAUCCAUUUGACAGUCCAAAAUGCUUGAAUUUUCCCGUUAUUACUUACAUAAUAUUCAUUGUUCCAGUUCUACAAAGGUUUCGAAAUCAGCCCACCAAAUCCGGGGGUUAUCGACCGAAACUUCCGGUUCGAGAACUUCCCCACUUUCAUCCAGAAGGAAGCCAAUUUCAACGCCUUCUGCAAGCAUCUCCCAACCCUGCUGACGGCCAUGUCCAGGGCGGACGCUGACGUUUGGGUUAAAAACUUUUGCUUGCGAACGGGCGAACAGGCCGCUUGCAAUAGUUAUUAUUCGGCGAAUGCUCGGGAACAGCUGAGAGUGAACGCGCAGAUUGAGUACUACGAGAACCAGUUCAACUACACGGCUGAGUAUCGCAAAUAUGUCGACAAGGUUUUGGUAGGUUCGGGUGGGAAAUUGAAUCAUAUCGAAACUUUUUUUCAUAGUGAAAAAGAUAUGGCCAGAUCGAAAAAAUGUGGCCAACUUUUAUAAAACAUAGUCAAGUUGAAAAAAUACGGCCAAAUCUUUUAAAUUGUGGCCAAAGAUGCUAAAUUUUUGACAAAUUCAAAAAAAAUAUGGCAAAAUUGAAAAAAUGUGGCCAAGUCUUAUAAAAAAUAGCCAAAUUGAAAAAACACGGCCAAAUCUUUUAAAUUAUGGCCAAAGAAGCCAAAUUUUUGACAAAUCCAAAGAAAAUGUGGCCAAAUCGAAAAGGCUCCCUAUGUGGCCCAAUCUAAUUGCCAACUGUCCACAUUGGUCACAUUUUUUCGAAACGUCCACACUUUGUUACUCAGCCAUUUUUAUGCGAUUUGGUCACAUUGGUCACCUUUCAUGAGACUUGACGAUAUUUCAAAGAGUUUUGCAAUGGUCGCAUUGCCCCAUUCUGAGGAAAUGAAACUUUAGGCUUAGAAAUGGGGGUACUCUUGGUACAGUCCCUAUUUCUCCCCCUACGAACUUCAAUGAUUCCAUUUCAGGCCGUCCGCAAAGACCUCUGUCUCUCUGUUGAAGAAGAAUGUUUCAUCACGAAUGGAAUGAAGUGGCUCUUGUCCUACCAACAACGCGAUGCGAUGCAUUUGGUCACCGAGAAUUGUCGUCAGUCCAAUCCGGUGAGCCCCGACUUCAAGGCAAAGUCUUGCUAUCCCCCCGUGAAGGGGCCACCGCAACCCACCUACGAAAGUUUGCAUUCGUAG
Molecule: messenger RNA, 1425 nt
Organism: Bursaphelenchus xylophilus (pine wood nematode)
Lineage: Eukaryota; Metazoa; Nematoda; Chromadorea; Rhabditida; Aphelenchoididae
Source: the annotation of a GenBank genome assembly